AUGGGCCCGUGGAAUAUCAAAGGGGCUCUUUUGGUUGUCAAGCCAUGGCCUCCAGAACUAUCUAUUGAAGAAGUUAACUUUUCAACCUGUGUUUUUUGGGUGCAAGUCCAUGGCCUACCCCUACAAAACUUAACUGCUGUUAAUGCUAUCAAAAUUGGCAAGUUUAUUGGAGAUGUCAAAAAUGUUGAGAACGGUGAUAAUUCAGGGAUUAUUGCUUUUCAUCAUCUCCGUAUUAUGAUUGAGGUUAAUGUUGUGCAACCUUUGAUUCCGGGCUUCUUUCUACCGCGUGAAGGUUUAGCUCCCAUUUGGAUUAAAUUCCAAUAUGAGCGUUUGGCUGACUACUGUGUUCUCUGUGGUUUAAUUGGACAUCGGAGAAAUUUCUGCCCAAGACCAGGUCCUCCAGAUUAA
This is a messenger RNA of Alnus glutinosa, 408 nucleotides long. RefSeq lists its product as uncharacterized. Lineage: Eukaryota; Viridiplantae; Streptophyta; Magnoliopsida; Fagales; Betulaceae. The transcript has a single exon. The record is from RefSeq and is a predicted model, not a curated record. The coding region runs from base 1 to 408 and encodes 135 amino acids.